AUGGCGGGACUAACGCUCGGCCACAUGUUGCUGUUGCUCAGCUUUUAUUGCACACUGGUGCAAGCCAGUUACCCACUCAAAAUACUAGGUUUAUUUCCACACCCAGGCAUUAGUCACUUCCACUUCUUCCACCCCAUUAUGCGGGGCUUGGCCGAGAAGGGUCAUGAUGUUACUGUGAUAAGCCAUUUUCCCGAUAAAAGUCCAUCAGCACGGUACAGAGAUCUGCCGUUAAUAGCUAAUGAAACUUUUACGAAUAGCGUGGACUUGAAGACCUUCGAAACGCAGCACUUCUACGAUCACUUCCAGAUAUUCUUUUUAAUCACCGAAUGGGGGAAAGACGCUUGCAAUCUCACAUUGCGUUCCGAUGCUUUGGCGCAGGUGUUGCGACAGCGGCAACAUUUCGAUGUGAUCAUCACGGAGCAUUUCAAUAGCGAUUGCAUGACAGCGGUGGCACAUCAACUUAAGGCGCCUUUCAUAGGGUUGAGCAGUUCUGCUAUGCUGAAUUGGCAUUACGAACCCAUGGGCAUGCCCAUGAUAACCUCAGUUAUGCCAUUAGUAUUUAUGGGACACUCCGAGGAAAUGACAUUCGGCGCUCGUCUCGCCAAUUGGUUCACACAUCAUGCCAUGCUUUUGCUUUAUGAUAUUUACAACACGCCCGCUACCGAUGCCUUGGUACGCCACAAAUUCGGACACGAUAUGCCCUCGGUUGCCGAAUUGGCGAAGGAAACAUCAAUGUUAUUCGUCAAUCAGCAUUUCUCAUUGAGCGGUGUCAAACCGCUGCCACCAUCCGUUAUCGAUAUUGGCGGCAUACACAUACAGAAGGCUAAGCCGCUCGAUGCCGAGCUGCAGAAGUUCAUCGAUAACGCCGAACAUGGUGUGGUCUUCAUUAGUUGGGGCUCGAUGAUACGCGCCGAGACUAUGCCGCCCGCAAAACGUGAGGCUAUCAUACGCGCUGUGAAGCGACUUAAACAACGGGUGAUUUGGAAAUGGGAGAACGCCACGCUGGAGCACAAGCCGGAUAAUAUGUAUGUUAGCAAGUGGUUGCCACAACGCGACAUACUCUGUCAUCCGAAUGUGAAGGUGUUUAUGUCCCAUGGCGGUUUAUUGGGUAGUUCAGAGGCGGCUUACUGUGGUGUACCGGUAGUGGUCACGCCCAUGUUUGGUGAUCAGUUUUUGAAUGCGGCGGCGUUCAAGUAUCGCGGUAUGGGUGUGGAGCUGAAAUAUGGCGAUAUCACCGAGAAUUCAGUGCUGAGUUCAAUAAGAGAGGUGUUGAAGAAACAAUAUAUGGAUAACGCCAAAGCGGUCUCAUUCUCCUACAGACAUCGUCCGCAGAGCGCACUCGAGACCGCCAUCUGGUGGGUGGAAUAUGUCGCCAAAACCAAAGGCGCGCCGCUCACUAAAGCUCACGCCGUGCAUGUAUCGCGCUUCGUCUACUACUCACUGGACAUUUAUCUAUUCAUUGCAGCCAUUAUAUUCAUAUCGGUUGUGAGUUGGAGUUUUAUAUGCAGUAGACUGUGCUCGCGGAGUCCCAAGGCCGCUAAACAAAAGUCAAAUUGAACAAGGAGGUAACGAUUUCAGAUUGAGAGAGUUAGUUCAAGUAAAAUUUAGACAAGAGCACUUUAUUUUCUCUCUUAGAUAUAUUAGAUAACAAAUUGCUGUUAUUCUUAACUGAGUUCAAAACAAAUAAUUAAUGAAGUUAUGAAGAGCAAAAAAUACCUAAAAAUUCUUUGCCAAGAUUUUAAAAAAAUUAAGGCAAUAUAAACUCCAUUUU
This is a messenger RNA of Bactrocera oleae (olive fruit fly), 1771 nucleotides long. The record is from RefSeq and is a predicted model, not a curated record. Lineage: Eukaryota; Metazoa; Arthropoda; Insecta; Diptera; Tephritidae.